AUGCCCGUGGACCUGGCUGUGCGGCUCUGCCUGAGCCACUCGCCCCCCAUCCGCAAGCUGCUGAACUCCUACGAGGAGCUGCGGGGCAACCGGGGGCGCAAACCCCUCCGGUCCUGUCUCAACCAGAAGCUGAGCGCAGAACCUGAACCCGAGCGACGAGAUAGCACCAAGAACUCCAAGGGCCAGAAGGAGAAGAGAGUCGUGUUUGCUGACACGAAGGGGGUCUCGCUGACAGCUGUCCGCUUCUUCUCAAAGAUCGAGGAGGAGCUCUCUGACUUGCAGCAUGCCCUGUCUGACCUUGCCUGCUUCCGACCUAGGCUGCGGGAUUCACGACCAGAAGUGUGCAAGUACGUGCUGGACUUCCCACAGCCCUCUGCGGACUACGUGACUUUCCGCAGCCGCCUGCACAGCAACCUCGUCUGCCUGGAGAACUGCCUGAUCCAGGACCGUGCCCUGUCAGGGACAGUGAAGGUCAGAAACAUUGCGUACGAGAAGAAAGUGACGGUCCGCAUCACCUUCGACGGCUGGAAGAGCUUCCGGGACAUCUCCUGCCAGUACAUGCAUAGCACGUACAGCUCAGCCGACACAGAUACCUUCUCUUUUGAGCUCGCCCUGCCAAAGCCAUCUGUCUGCCAGAGGGCCACGGAGUUCUGCAUCUCCUUCCAGUGUGGACAGAAGACCCACUGGGACAACAACCACGGGAGGAACUACAAGAUCUGCCCUGUGGGCAUGAUCCGCCCUCCCUCGCACGCUGUGAAGAAUGCCAACAGGGCCUGGGAGCAUCUCGGCACCUCUCGGGCUGCCGCCCUGGUCCUGUCUCACCUGCAGACCUGGCGGUGCUCAGAGGCCCAGGCUCCUUAUUGGUAG
Pterocles gutturalis (yellow-throated sandgrouse) is the source of this 867-nucleotide messenger RNA. Its product is annotated as protein phosphatase 1 regulatory subunit 3C-B-like. The coding region runs from base 1 to 867 and encodes 288 amino acids. NCBI's taxonomy places the organism in Eukaryota, Metazoa, Chordata, Aves, Pterocliformes, Pteroclidae. The record is from RefSeq and is a predicted model, not a curated record. Gene Ontology annotation, molecular function: protein phosphatase 1 binding; glycogen binding. Gene Ontology annotation, cellular component: protein phosphatase type 1 complex. Gene Ontology annotation, biological process: regulation of glycogen biosynthetic process. The transcript has a single exon.